AUGGAUCACUUUCCUGGUACCUGGGGCCGACCCCGAAACGAUGUCUACGGAGCCUACGACCCAUCAUACCUCCAGAGCACUGGACCCAAGACACAUACAUCGUCUCCUGCUGUGACUGGUACAUCAGUGGUGGGGGUCGUAUUCAAUGGCGGUGUCGUGAUAGCUACCGACAAUUUGGCAAGUCUGACACCGUCCUUCUUGCUUCCUCUACGUACAGCUUCAUACGGUUCCUUGGCACGAUUCACGGACACGAAGCGACUGCGGGUUUUCGGCGACCAGGCCGUGGUGGGCUUUGGCGGUGAUGUGUCCGAUAUGCAAUACAUUGACCGGCUCCUUGAAUCGAUCGACAUUCGUGAGAACUACUCUUCUCACGGCAACACAUUGAACGCCAAAAACCUGCACACGUACCUCGCCAAGGUCUUCUACAAAAGACGAUCCGAGUUCAACCCUCUAUGGAACCACGUGCUGGUAGCCGGAUUUGACAGCGCCGGCAAGCCAUUCCUUAGCUCUGCGGACCUUCUUGGCACCACCUUCUCUGCACCCCAUCUGGCGACCGGAUUCGGUGCUCAUUUGGCUGUGCCUAUUCUUCGUCGCUUGUUCCCCGAGGAGAGACCUGUGGAGGAGAUUAGCCAGGAAGAGGCGGUGGAGGCGCUCAAGCAGUGUAUGAAGGUUCUCUUCUACCGCGAUGCACGGAGUACGGACAAGUACUCGAUAGCCGUGAUUACAAAGGACAAGAUCGACCUGAAGGAGGACGAACAACUGGAGAAGCAGAGCUGGGCCUUUGCUGAGAAGAUCAAGGGAUAUGGACGCCAGACGGUCUAG
This is a messenger RNA of Penicillium diatomitis, 822 nucleotides long. It is a transcript of the gene pre4, whose product is annotated as proteasome core particle subunit beta 7. Gene Ontology annotation, cellular component: proteasome core complex. NCBI's taxonomy places the organism in Eukaryota, Fungi, Ascomycota, Eurotiomycetes, Eurotiales, Aspergillaceae. The record is from RefSeq and is a predicted model, not a curated record. The transcript is spliced from 3 exons. Bases 1 to 822 code for a protein of 273 amino acids.